AUGGACGCAUCCUCAGUCAUCAGGAUGAAGAUAACCAAUGUUGGCUGGAGCCUUCUUUUGGCUGUUCUGCUGUGCAGGGGAACUAAUCAUGCAAAGUUCAUUAUGGACAAUAUGAACGAGAAGGGCGAUCCGUGCGACGACUUCUACACCUACGCCUGUGGCUCGCACCAAAAGGGAGGUGGCGCAGACGCACUCGAUCCUGCGGACCAAGUGCGGGCCAAAGUUGCGAGUGACCUGUCAGAAAUAUUUCAAAACCUUCCAAAUAUCACGGAAGCUGACAGCGCGAGUGAUAAAGUCGCCUUGGCCUACCAUGUGUGCAUGAACAGUGAGCUGAGCGAAGAGCAGGAGAGGGCGGUGAUAACAAUAAAUCUGGCCAAAAAGGGCCUCGGCCAAUGGCCACUCUUCUCAAGUGGCCCAGACAAGAAAGGAGAGCCUCAAAGCGUAGAGGACGUUCUCGAGAAAACGGGACUGUCCUCGGUUUUCGAGAUCGACGUUGUGAAGGACAAAGCUGGCCAUAGCGCCAUAAAGCUGGGGCCAUUACCUCCUAAGAUGUAUUUUACGUGGCACAUGAUCGACGUACUGCAGAACUCCUCCGACCCCGAUGACCUGAAGCCGCUGCAGAUCAGCGCGCUCAAAACUGCGGUAAAAAUGCUCAAUCUGUACGUGGAGGAUGACCAGGUGGAGCAAUACGCAAACUCUGUGGUGGAGUUUGCGGACAAGUGGGUGAAGUUGCAAGAGGCCGCGAUGUCUAUGGAGCGAGCAACAAAGAACAGUACGGCAAUGACGAUCAACGAGAUAGAAAGCGAAAUACCCAGUGUGCCUUGGCUGAAGCUAUUUAACAACGAGUUCAAGAAGGUCGGCACUACGCUGACAGACGCAGAGAUGAUAGAAGUUCUGGCUCUGGAUAACCUCAAAGGCCUCGUGGAGUUUUACAGCAAAAAUGUGGUCAGUGCGUACAACAGCCUAGGCGCAUACGAAGCUCACAACCUCCUGUGGUAUUCUUCAAAAGCCUACCGGGACGCCAUAGCGGAAAUGUUGGGGGAGAAGGCGGGCGAACUAGAAAACAUGGCAGGAAGUUGCGAAAAGCUGCUCACCGAAUUGAUGCCCGAGGUCGUCAGCAAGCUCUACGUCGAGAACAACUUUAACGACGGUACGAAGUGGCAGGCAAGAUACGUUCUGAACGCAAUCGGGAAAAGGUACUACGAGGAAGUGAUGCGUGUUCCGUGGGCGGACCAGGAAUCCAAAAAGCCAGCCAUGGAAAAGAUUUGGAACAUAGUCCCAUACGUCGGCUACGCUCCCUGGCUGAUGAACGCAAGCUUUGUUGAUGGGCUGUAUGAAAAGGUUGGACGUCUCAGAAGGAGUGAUUCCAUGUCGACAAUCACUCAGAGGCUCGAAGAAAAUGCUUUAAUGAGGAGGCUUUCUCAACUUUGCGACGAGGACAGAGAGCCCACAAUCGGAGUUGCAUUCGAGACCGUCGGCAUGAUUUACAUACCACCAAAUGUUUUCGUGGUUCCAGCUGGCAUACUCCAGACGCCUUUCUUCGAGCCUGGUCUACCUUCACCGGUAAACUUCGGCACCAUCGGAACUGCCAUGGCUCACGAGAUGACGGUCGACUUGAUCCAGAAAGGCUUGCACUACGACUCUAGAGGGAUGAUAAGACGAUGGUGGACCGACUACACACAGGCGUCGUUCUACGACAGGGCCGGCUGUCUGCUCAAGCAGUACGGAAGCAUUGUGGACACUCCGGCUAACAUGACGCCUGACGAGAUGAAUAGAUUGAUCGAAGCGGUUGCUGACAAUGCAGCUCUCCGAAUCGCAUUCCAAGCACUCCUAGCUUCCGAGGAGGAAAAACCGAUGAUGUCGCUGCCAGGCCUCGAAAAAUUUUCUCCUGAACAGCUGUACUUCUUAUCCUACGCCUCGGUAAGUUGUUGA
Rhipicephalus microplus (southern cattle tick) is the source of this 1932-nucleotide messenger RNA. Its product is annotated as endothelin-converting enzyme homolog. NCBI's taxonomy places the organism in Eukaryota, Metazoa, Arthropoda, Arachnida, Ixodida, Ixodidae. Gene Ontology annotation, cellular component: plasma membrane. Gene Ontology annotation, biological process: protein processing. The record is from RefSeq and is a predicted model, not a curated record. Gene Ontology annotation, molecular function: metalloendopeptidase activity.